This is a messenger RNA of Komagataella phaffii GS115, 1968 nucleotides long. RefSeq names its product Apyrase with wide substrate specificity. NCBI's taxonomy places the organism in Eukaryota, Fungi, Ascomycota, Pichiomycetes, Pichiales, Pichiaceae. Gene Ontology annotation, molecular function: nucleoside diphosphate phosphatase activity. Gene Ontology annotation, cellular component: membrane. Gene Ontology annotation, biological process: nucleoside diphosphate catabolic process. The record is from RefSeq and is a predicted model, not a curated record. The transcript has a single exon. Bases 1 to 1968 code for a protein of 655 amino acids.
AUGGUGGCUCUCAAUAAGCAUAAGCCCGCAAAGGAUCUCAGGGCACCUAUAUCAACCAACGGAACCCUGAAUGACUACAUAGUUGUGAUUGACGCUGGUUCGAGAGGCUCAAGAGCAUACAUUUAUGGUUGGCCUAGUUACCAAUAUAUAAAAGACAAUCACCUAGGAAUGAACAAGAGAAUGGAUUACGAAGAUAAACAACAAGAAGAUACUCCUAUAGAACAAACUGAACAAGAGUUUUCCGACGAGGAUUCUAAGUCUGAGACCGGUUUGACAGCAAGUUCAGAUUCAGGUUCGGAUUCAAACUCAGAUGCCAAUUCAGAUUCAGACUCAGACUCAGAUUCCGAUUCAGAUUCCGAAUCGAAGGAGCCCACAGACCAACACGGGGAUAACCCCCCUGUUCUUCAGCGUAGACUGCCGACAAUAGUAACGAAAAGUAAGUGGAAUAAGAAAAUAAAGCCUGGUAUAGCGACUUAUGCUGAAUCUCCCGAGAAAGUCAGUGAACAUAUUGACAAACUUCUAACUAGAAUUUCUGAAGUAAUACCAAAGUCAGAACAUUUCAGGACUCCUAUCUUUUUGCAUGCAACUGCAGGAAUGAGACUUGUGGAAACUGAGAAGAGAGAGGAAAUCUUGCAAUAUGCAUGCGCACAUGUUCAAAAGUCAGGUUUCUUUAUUCCAGACUGCCAGUCACAUUUCAACGUCAUCGAUGGUGAUGUAGAAGGUCUUUAUGCAUGGUUAUCUACCAAUUACUUGAUGGGAUCUUUCAAUAACCCUGAGCUACAUGACCAUGGGAAGGGCCACUCUUCGUACGGCGUUUUGGAUAUGGGAGGGGCGUCUACACAGAUAGCUUUUGAGCCUAACUCGACAGAAAGCAGCCUUCACAAAGAUCAACUGUUUUCUGUGAAUCUGGCCACUACUGGCAGUCAAAAAACUGACCUAAAUUACACGGUCUCUAGUACAUCAUUCUUAGGCUACGGGAUGUUCGAGGCUCAUGAAAAGUAUCUUGAAAAUUUAGAUGCAGAUACAGAUGCUUGCUUUCCUAAUGGAUAUCAUUCGAAAAGUCAUAAUGUUAGUGGUUCUGGAAACUAUACCGAAUGUUAUAAUCAAGUUUCGCAACUGGUAGAUUGCGAGGGUGAAGGGUGUCUUCUUACCAAUUCAUCCUUGCCAGCAAUAGAUUUUGACGUGAAUAAGUUUGUUGGUGUGUCAGGUUACUGGGAUGCUAUUUCCAAUAUUCUGCAAAUCAAAAAAAGCAAGGAUUUGAUGUCAUAUGGUAAUGCGUAUUCGUAUGAGACCUUUGCUGCCGAAACACUGAAGAUAUGCAACAUGCCGUGGAAAGAACUGGACAAAUUGAACAACAAGGACAAAAAUAGAGUAUACGAUCUCAAGGAUGAUGAGCUUGCAGAAUUAUGCUUCAAAUCGACGUAUCUGCUGAAUAUCCUUCAUCGAGGUUUGGGACUCCCUGAGGUUGAUUCAUCGCUAGUCGAAAGCAAUUUCACCCAUUUACAAGUAGCAGAAAAAAUCAACGGAUUAGAGUUUUCAUGGACCUUGGGAAGGGCUCUAUUAUAUGCCUCUUCAGAAAGCAUAGACACUUCUGACGUAAAAGUUGGUUAUAAUAAUCCUUCAGGACAAUUUGUGAAUGGCGGUGAAGUAGAUGGUUUCACUCGCCCAAAAUACCAAAUGAACAAUUCAUUUAGUAAACCAGGGUCGAAAGGAAAUUAUUUAGCUUCAAUGUUGAUGUUUAUGACCAUAGGCCUCUUAAUUCUGUUUUUUUUUCUGGGAAGACAACGUCGCCGGAAACUGGUUGAUAGGCUCAAAGAACGAAUUAAUCAAUUUCGAUACAAAAAACUCCCAAACCUCAAUGAAGGAGAUUCAUUUGAAUUAUUUGAUUUAGAAGAUGGUCAGGAUGAUACUGCUGGUCCUGAGGAGUUCAUAAUUGACUCUGAUGAUGAAGAUCUAAGGAUUACUUGA